AUGGCAGCCAAUAAGAAGCAGAGUUUUCCCUCCGUCUCAGCCUCCCUGCCACUGAAAGUGAUGCUGCGGGACACAGAGGGGAGGAGGGAGGGAGGCAGGGGGUUAGAGAGAUACAGAGGGAGAUAGAGAGAGUGAGUGAAUGAGAGAGAGAGAGAGAGAGAGAGAGAGAGAGAGAGAGAGAGACGCAGCUGGGCAGGGGACCGCAAGCCACAGAGGUUAUGCAGCAGUGAAGGGCUCCGCACCGUUCGGCACCCCUCAGCAAUUCAGGAGAGUCUCCCAGCUGGACACCGGCCGUUUGGGUUCCCUGGAGACCGUGGGAAUCUCCAGCCCAUGAGGGACCAUGAUGCCGCGCUGCAUCCUAUGACGGAAAACGCCUGCGGCCAGCGUCACCGACUUGCCAUUACGUGAACCGGGUCACCAGGCUCUGGACGCCAUGAGAGCUCACCUACUGCUCCUGAUCUGGGCCUACCUCUGCAGCCGAGGAAUUUCCCAAGCUGCCUUUCAGAGGACUAUGGGAGAAACGCUUAAGGGGCAAGAUAAUGGAGGAGCCCCCUCUGACGAGGGCAGGGCACUGCGGCGAUCCAAGCGCGGGUGGAUGUGGAACCAGUUCUUUUUGCUGGAGGAGUAUAUCGGCACGGAUUACCAGUAUGUCGGGAAGCUUCACUCAGACCAGGACCGAGGCGAUGGCACGGUGAAGUACGUCCUAUACGGGGAUGGGGCCGGCUCCCUGUUCCUGAUCGACGAGAACUCGGGGGACAUCCACGCCACCAAGAGGCUGGACCGCGAGGAGAAGGCCUUCUACACGCUCCGUGCCCAGGCCGUGAGCAAGCGCACAGGCCGGCCACUCGAACCCGAGUCCGAGUUCAUCAUCAAGAUCCACGACAUCAACGACAAUGAACCCAAGUUCUCUAAGGAGACGUACUUGGCCAGCGUGCCCGAGAUGUCCGACAUUGGCACCUCGGUCAUCCAGGUGACGGCGACGGACGCGGACGACCCCACCUACGGGAACAGCGCCCGGCUGGUCUACAGCAUCCUGCAGGGACAGCCCUACUUCUCCAUAGAGCCCGAAACCGGUGUCAUCCGGACAGCUCUGUCCAACAUGAACCGGGAGACCCGGGAGCAUUUCCAGGUGGUGAUCCAAGCUAAGGACAUGGCAGGCCAGAUGGGGGGCCUCUCUGGGACUGCCACAGUCAGUAUCACACUGUCAGAUGUCAAUGACAGCCCACCACGCUUCCCCCAGGGUAUGUACCAGUUCAGUGUCCUGGAGUCGGCGGGAGUGGGUGCCUCCGUGGGGAGGAUCAGUGCCACGGACGCUGAUGUGGGUCGCAACGCAGAGAUGGAGUACAGUAUUAUCGGUGGUGACGGCCUGGACUUCUUUGAGGUCGUGACCGACCGGCACACUCAGGAAGGUGUGGUCACCCUCCGGAAGCUGGUGGAUUUUGAGAAGAAGAGGAUGUACGUGCUGCGGGUACAGGUGGAGAACCCACACCUGGACCCCCGCUUCCUCUCCAAAGGCCCCUUCAAGGACACAGCCAUGGUGAAGGUGAGCGUGGAGGACGUGGACGAGCCGCCGGACUUCCAGCAUCCAAGCUACAUGAUGGAGGUGAAGGAGGACGCCCCCGUCGGCUCUGUUGUCGGAUCGGUGAGCGCCAUGGACCCGGAUGCCACCCGAAGCCCAGUCAGGUAUUCCAUUGACCGGCACACAGACAUGGAGAGGGUGUUUAAUAUCCAUCCGGGGAACGGGUCCAUCUUCAUGUUGAAGAGCCUGGACAGGGAGGAGCAUGCCUGGCACAACAUCAGUAUCAUCGCCGCGGAGUUCGACAACCCCAGGCAAACCAGCCGGGUGCCGGUCUACAUCCGAGUCCUGGACGUCAACGACAACGCUCCCACCUUCGCCACGUACUAUGAGACUUUCGUCUGCGAGAACGCCAAAGACGGACAGACAAUACAGACCAUCAGUGCCACAGACGCCGACGACCCUGUCGGGGGGCAGAGAUUCUACUUCAGCUUGGCGCCGGAAGCAUCUUCGAAAGCCAACUUCACUGUCCGUGACAAUCAAGACAACACAGCCGGGAUUUUAACACGGGGGAGUGGAUUUAGCCGGAUCCAUCAGAGCAGCUACCAGGUGCCUGUGGUGAUCAUGGACAGCGGCGGCCCGGCGCAGAGCAGCACCAGCACGCUAACGGUGCAUGUGUGCAGCUGCGACCGCGACGGCAACAUGAAGGCGUGCAGCAGCGAGGCCCUGCUGCGUUCUGCCGGCCUCAGCACCGACGCCAUAGUGGCCAUCCUGCUCUGUGUCUUCAUACUUCUCAUGAUCGUGGUCCUGUUCGCCGCCCUGAGGAGGCAGAAGAAGAAGGAGCCGCUGAUCAUCUCCAAGGAAGACGUGCGAGACAACGUGGUGAGCUACAACGACGAGGGCGGCGGCGAGGAGGACACACAGGCCUUUGACAUCGGCACGCUGCGCAACCCCGAGGCUGUGGAUGAUGGCAAGCAACGUAGGGACAUCGUCCCCGAGUCCGUGUGUCCUGCCCUGCGCCGGGUUGGUGACCCAUGCAGGGAAAACACCGAUGUGCGUGACUUCAUCAACCAGCGGCUGCAGGACAGUGACACCGACCCGGUGGCGCCGCCCUACGACUCAUUGGCUACGUACGCCUACGAGGGCACUGGCUCAGUGGCCGAGUCGCUCAGCUCGCUUGGCUCGGUCGCCACAGAUGCUGACCACAAUUACGAUUACCUCAGCGAGUGGGGACCCCGCUUCCGGAAACUGGCGGACCUGUACGGGGCUGGCGAUGCCAGCGAGCGGGACUCCUAAUGGCCGAGAAGGGGCGUAUGGAAAAACAAGGGGGGCGCCCAUGCACCCGCUCUCAAACAAAGUGCCCUUUCUCCUGUCGCGAUCCACUCUUGGUCCCACUCAGCAUCGGACACUGGCAUCUUCGUACCUCCUCUCUCCACGGUUUCAGUUCCCUCCUGAGAGUGAUGGACUUUUCUUUGAGAUUGCUGGGGAUGCACAGGGCCCUGAAAAUCUCUAUAAAUAUGCAUAUAUAUACACAAAUAUAAACAAAUAUUUUCCCUUCUCCUUAAGCAGUCUUACGGUGUAGUAUGUGACAUCACCAGGAAGAUUCAUUGUGUCAUAUCCUGACAGAAACAUGUGUUACAUUUUAGCAGAAGUAUUUUACACAGUUCUGCCCCACCCCUCCCGGAGGCAGCAGAGGGGGGCUGAUCUCACCCCGAUCUUCGGCAUAUCUGUUCCCACUCCGCAUCUCUCUCUUACAAAAGCUUUACAUGCUCGUUACUGUGGGGAUGUAGCCCGUAUUGUUGUGUGACACACGUUCGCCCAGCAUCAGUGUCUAUGCUGAGGGCGUCUCGCAGCGAAUCACGUGUCGCCAUCGCGUGUCACAUGACACGGCCCCGGUCCGAACGAGCAGCUGACUAAACACAACCGUCUGCUUGAUGUUACACUCUUUGUAUGUAUUUUGUACUUCUUGAGCGAGGCAGUAAGUCUCUAUUUUUUGCUGCUAGGGGUAUGUCCCAAUGACUUUGGGGGGCGUUGGGUGGCCAUGUAGAUAAAUGACAUCUCUGCUUGUUUCGGAAAGUGUUUUAAACAGGCUGGGGUGGGGUUUGCUGGAAAAAUCAACAUCUUAGAAGAAAGAAAAUCUAAUUUAGAAUGGAAAAGGUUUCAUGUGAACUGGCCUACUCUUAGGAUGUGCUCUGUGUGAAUACAUGAAUGGUUUUUACCGGUUUCGGGGGGGGGGGGGGGGGGGGACAUGCAUGGAGUGGUGGCAUUCCAUCAAAAACUGGCAGGACUGAGAAAUAUCAACCAAGUACAAGACUUAAGGAUACCUACUUCUCAAGCUGCUGUGCCUUCCCCAGUCCAUGUUAGAGGCAGUUCAUUACACAGACGGUAUAUUUAAAUGUGGCUUAGACAAUUUGCUAGGUGCAGUGCCUGCUGAUCGCUAACGUGGCUCGGCAGUCGAUAAACAUUCACCCCCCCCACAUAUUCGUUGUAUUUUCCCAGACCUUGCAUGGAUGGGCACACAUUGCCAAGAACGACAUGCAUGGACAGGAGGAGAAGCAGGCUGGAUAAUGGCGUCUUCUGUCCAUUCAGGGUCAAAUACACACUGCGUGCCAGCAUCUACCCAGCUGUGAAUUUCUGAAAAAUAGCGUGGCAGGGGAAGGCUCAUUAUUAUUCAUAAAGGAAGUGCUGUAACAGCGCUUCACCAGCCAGUCAGGCAGCGCUUCAUUUAUGAAUAUUAACGAGUAUGCACCUAUCAUCCUACUCACCAGCCAACCAGGUAGCACUUCCCCUGCCACCCCAGCUUUCAGAAAUUCACUUACAGAGAUGGGGCAAUGGGGCAUAGCCUUUUCUGAAUCGCUACGGUGCUGAAGUAAGGCAAAGCGAUCGAUAAUAAAAACAAACAGGACCUGUCAAAAACAUAACCGAACACACUGUCCCUCUGUGCUGUGCCCAUGUAUCACCGGCGGACAAGAUCUGUAAUUAAAAUUUUUUUAAAUAUGGUCGAUUUUGUAGUAGCGGAGGUGAGAGUUCCUGUGUGCAGUAAUUUUACACGUGGUUCCCCUAUAAUAAAAGCGUACCCACUG
Messenger RNA from Brienomyrus brachyistius, 4599 nucleotides. Its product is annotated as cadherin-6-like. The record is from RefSeq and is a predicted model, not a curated record. The transcript has 12 exons. Bases 434 to 2812 code for a protein of 792 amino acids. Gene Ontology annotation, molecular function: cadherin binding; calcium ion binding. Gene Ontology annotation, cellular component: adherens junction; catenin complex; plasma membrane. NCBI's taxonomy places the organism in Eukaryota, Metazoa, Chordata, Actinopteri, Osteoglossiformes, Mormyridae. Gene Ontology annotation, biological process: calcium-dependent cell-cell adhesion; cell-cell junction assembly; adherens junction organization.